CGUUAGCAUUUUAGGAGGGAAGGAAAAUAUUCAAGAGUCUGUAGAGGUAUUAACAGGAAUCGUAAUUUGGCUGUUGGCUGCAUUAUUAUCGAACUUUUGACCUUGAGAAUACGUUUAGGAUACCACCAAUAGUGUUGAAAUUUGUAAUCUGCCAAAGACAUGGCAGAGGGGUCGCAGGACGGACUCAAUUUACACAUGCCAAAAAAGUUCACUUUAGGCCAUGAGAUGAAUGCAGGGGCCCCCUGCCUACAGUGCGGCCCCGUGAAAUGUGAAGGAGGAUUGGACCUCCAUUUCUGGAGAAAAAUCUGUAAGACUUGCAAAUGUAAACCAGAAGAACAUGAUAUUAAGAGUGUGGAGGAGGCUGCCCAUAAACUGGUUGUACACAGCUUAUUUUCUAAAGACUCUCCUGUGGGACACAUCCGCGACUACUUCCGUAAAUUGGAGGAUGCCAACAAGAACAGGGGCCAGCAGUCAGAGUAUGCCAAGCAAUAUGCCUGGGUUCCACCAGGUCUGCAGCAGGGUGUAUUAAUGAAGUACAUGGAGUCACUGCCUCCAGCGGUUAAACCUAAAGUUGGUAGUGAAGGUGCAAAGUAUCGCCGCAAACAGAUGAUGUACCAGCUUCCUAUUCAUGACCAUGAUCCAGAAUAUUGCGAUAGUUUGACUGAAGGAGAGAAAGCUAGCAUGAGGCAGUUCUGUGAGGAUAGAAACCAGAAUGCUCUUGGGGUUGGUGAUGUGCGAGAAAAGACCAACCCUGUAUCCAAGUGGACUUGUUACAGAUGUGGUGGCAAUAUCAAUUUAGGGGAAAUAGCUGUUUUUGCAUCUCGUGCUGGAGAGAACAAAUGCUGGCAUCCAGGGUGCUUUGUGUGUACAAUCUGCAACAAUCUGUUGGUGGAUUUGAUUUAUUUCUUCAAGGAAGGAGCUAUCUACUGUGGAAGGCACUAUGCUGAGCUGUACAAGCCUCGCUGUGCUGCCUGUGAUGAACUGAUCUUUAGCCGUGAGUACACCCAAGCAGAGGAACGAAAUUGGCACCGGAAGCAUUUCUGUUGUUAUGAGUGUGACUUGGAUCUGGGAGGUCUCCUGUAUGUUGCACGUGACGGCCAUCCACAUUGCAUGCAGUGCUACAACCGACUGUACGCUAGGAAGUGCUUUGAAUGCCGGGAAAUUAUCAACGCUGAUGCGCAGAGGAUAGAGUACGAGGGCGAUUUUUGGCACGCGACAGACUGGUGCUUUAAGUGUGGCAUGUGCAGGAGAUCGCUCAUCGGAAAGCAGUUCCUUCGUCAUCCUAGAAAGAAUCAGAUCUUUUGCUCUACGGAGUGUGCCAAAAGGUACUGAAGACACUCGGUUACAAUGACCAAGCUAGUGACAAGAAGCUCUACUUUUAACAAACACAUUUUUAGCCACUUGAAGUUUAAGUUCUGUUGCUUGUGCCGCCUGAUUUCAUCGAGCACUCAAAAAACCGCCCUGUACUGAGGUUAAAUUUAGAUUCAAGAAAGAUGUUGUUAGAGUUUUGUUAAGUUGUCAUAUAGCGCGGGACGAAGGAGUUCAGAUGUUGAACGAAAAAAUUGGUGUCAUUUUGCAACUAAGAAAAGAAAGUUUCUUUCAGGGUUCAAAGCUUUUUAACUGUUAUUGAAAUUUUGAUUAGAAGGGAUGAUCCGACUUCCGUGUAGUCAUUUUAGUUAACAGAACACUCUUUGGAUUUGCCAAUUUGACUAAACCCUAUCAAGAAACCCUAAAUGUCCUCAUAAAAACUGAAGGGAAAUACCAUGUUUGCUAAGUUAUUAAUCAUUUCUGCUUCGUUUUAUUUCUUACGAUUUGAACGCAAAACGAAGUAAAUUUCUCGUUGGGCGAAAUCAAAGUCAGCCGUUGGGUGUGCACACGAAUUACCCGAUACGCCAAGAAUAUUAUAUUAAGGAGACUUCCGAACGAGGCACGAUAGAAUCUUGCGAAACCUGCCAGCUUACAGUGGUUUGAUUUUCGCUUUUCUUAGGUAGGACAAAGCAUCAAACGUUUUUUUUUUCUGAGCAAUGUUUUUAGGUUUCUUCCAAUUCAUAUCCUAAGUUAAUGCCACCACGCGAGUAUGGUCGCAUCAUUGUAUGGUGGCUGUCGUAUUAUACUAGCAGGUGUUACAACUAUGAAACUUUUCUGACCGUUGUUGAAUUUACUUUAUCUGGAAUGUUGUCCAAAACAGAAAUAAACAUGGGAAUAUUACUAUA
Molecule: messenger RNA, 2213 nt
Organism: Stylophora pistillata
Lineage: Eukaryota; Metazoa; Cnidaria; Anthozoa; Scleractinia; Pocilloporidae
Product: testin
Molecular function (GO): zinc ion binding
Source: RefSeq, a predicted model, not a curated record